AUGGUCCAAUCCCUCGUAUUUCUGGCUAUGCUGGCAAUGCCAGUUAUGCCAAUGCCUACGGAUACUUCUAGAAUUAUUGGCGGAACCUAUGCAAAGCCGGGUGAUAUCACUCAUAUUGUGGGAAUGCAGUACAAUGACACCCAAGGUUGCGGAGCUUCAUUGUUGAGUGAAAAAGUUGCAAUCACUGCAGCUCAUUGCAUUGUUGAAUCAAAAAUAACUGUUCGUGCGGGAUCUGUGUAUAUUUUUUCCGGGGGGACCCGGGUCUCAGUAGAAUCUUUUAAGAUACACCCAGAGUACGAUAAUGAUACUCUUGUUGCCGACCUUGCCCUACUGUACUUGAAAGACCCUAUUCCUGAGCAACCAGGACUUGUUAGUUACAUCAAGCUACCAAAACAAGGCAGUGAUCCUAAGGGUAACACAAAACUGAUUGUAGCAGGCUGGGGCAAAAUAGCAGACAAUAACAACACUGACUCUGCUUUUUUGAAAUAUACAACAGUCCCUGUUGUAGAUCGCAAGACUUGCAGGAAACUUUAUUCAAUAAAUCACGAUGAUGCAAAGAUCUUCGAUGACAUGAUCUGUGCAUUUAAGGAUGGAGAAGGCUCAUGCAAUGGGGAUAGUGGAGGGCCAUUGUUUGAUCGGGUAGCCAAUGAGUUGAUUGGAAUUGUGUCUUGGGGUCGUGAGUGUUCAAAGAAUGGAAUUGGAGGAAUAUAUGUCCGAGUAGGAACAUAUGUUGACUGGAUCAAGCAGAAUAGCAAGCCUCCAAAGAUUAGUUUCUAG
Molecule: messenger RNA, 777 nt
Organism: Ophidiomyces ophidiicola
Lineage: Eukaryota; Fungi; Ascomycota; Eurotiomycetes; Onygenales; Onygenaceae
Exons: 3
Coding region: 1-777 (258 amino acids)
Biological process (GO): proteolysis
Molecular function (GO): serine-type endopeptidase activity
Source: RefSeq, a predicted model, not a curated record